AUGAAUUUUGCUCUUCCUAAAGUGAUCGGCAUCGUGGUGUUACAACCACCAGGCAUAAAUGUGAACAGUAGCGAUCUGAUCGAUUGGUCGCAGCACCCGUGUAAACGCAAGUGCGUUGAUGGAGUGUUCCUGACCUGCCAUUACCGAUUCACCAUCGAGCUGUACAGUACAAUGAGCAGGGCAUGCUACAACUGUCCUUACAACGUGACCGAUUGCUCGAGACCCCACUGCAUACCUGCUGAUGGCAAGGAAAAGGUCGUUAUGGUGAUCAACCGAUUGUUACCCGGUCCUACGAUCGAGGUUUGUAAAGGCGAUCGCAUCAUAGUAGACGUUACCAAUGAAAUGCCAACCGACACCACGUCCAUACACUGGCACGGAAUACAUCAAAAGGGCACUCCCUUCAUGGACGGCGUACCGUACGUUACUCAGUGUCCCAUUUUACCUGGACAGACAUUCAGCUACAACUUUGUUGUCGACAAACCUGGCACUUACCUCUACCACUCUCAUAGCGGUGAUCAAAGAGCAGACGGUCUCUUUGGUGGUCUCGUGGUUCGCGAGUCCCGUGAGACCGAGCCAGCAAGCCGAUUGUACGAUGUGGAUGAGCACAUGAUCGUAGUUAAUGAUUGGACGAGCACCUCCGGCUCUGAAGCUUACGUGCUCGAGUACCAGAACAGCCGUGCUCAAGACCCACAUACCAUCCUCGUCAAUGGUUUUGGACGCUUCAAUGACAACAGAUCAGAGCUACUGCCAUUAGCCGUUUUUGAAGUCGAGCAGGGUAAAAGAUACAGAUUUAGAAUGGCCAACUUGGUCGUCCAGGACUGUCCGGUUCAUCUAUCGAUUAACAAUCACACUAUGCUAGCCAUAAGUGUCGAUGGUGCUGACAUUGAACCAAUCGAAGUUGAUUCGAUUCGAUCGCUUUCUGGUGAGAGGUACGAUUUUGUGGUGGAGGCGAAUCAAGAAAUCGACAACUACUUGAUGUACUUCGUAGGUGACAUUGUUUGUGAGAGACUCGGUUGCCAUCAGGUCGCGGUCUUGCACUACAAGGGCGCGCCAGAUUUUAAACUCAUGAAUGUACCUACAGCCCAGGCAAGAUUAAGCACCGGACUGUUCACCACUAACAUACGCGAACUGAAUCCCUAUAAUCAAGGAAUGGAAACACCUGGUUCCUACUGCAUUGCUUCGCUUAAUUCUGCAGAGCCUGACGAUUUGUCGAUCUCACGUGACCCCGAUCACCAGAUCUACAUUUCCUAUGAUUUCUACGAAAUGGACAACGAUGAUUACCAUCGAAGAGAUCUAUACGGCUACUAUCAAGUAAAUCAACUUCACCGUCAGCGUACUCUUCAACUUAAUCGAAUAAGCUUUCGGAUGCCGCGCUAUCCACUGCAAACUCAACACGACCUAAUCAAGCCGGGCCAGCUCUGCAAUGCCAGCAGUGUACAAAACUGCAACGAACAGCACUGUAUCUGCACCCAUGUUCUACAAGUCCAGCUGAACUCAGUUGUAGAGCUUGUUAUGAUCGACAACGGAGGAUUUAGCAUAAACCAUCCGAUACACUUACAUGGGGUGCACUUUCGCGUAGUUGCCAUGGAAAAGCUGGGGGAUACGAUAAGUGUGGAUCGAGUUAAGGAGCUUGAUCGCGCGGGAAAAAUUUCUAGGAAACUGAAAGGUGCGCCACUCAAGGAUACUGUCAUCGUUCCUAGUGGUGGAUACACCAUAAUACGAUGGGUUGCAGACAAUCCGGGUUACUGGUUCUUUCACUGUCACUUCGACCCACACUCAAGCAAUGGCAUGGCAUUAGUUUUCAAAGUUGGUGAUCACGAGGACUUUCCAAAAACACCAAAGAAUUUUCCGAGUUGCCAAGAUUUUAAGACAUAGAGCUUUGAGAAUUUAAAU
Copidosoma floridanum is the source of this 1893-nucleotide messenger RNA. RefSeq names its product multicopper oxidase 3-like. Gene Ontology annotation, biological process: iron ion transport. Lineage: Eukaryota; Metazoa; Arthropoda; Insecta; Hymenoptera; Encyrtidae. Gene Ontology annotation, molecular function: copper ion binding; oxidoreductase activity. Gene Ontology annotation, cellular component: plasma membrane. The record is from RefSeq and is a predicted model, not a curated record.